AGCUCGUGGUUCUUUGGUGUUAUGCUAAUAACGUGCGUGAGUGUGAAAUUUCCCGAGACAAAAGAUGGGGGGAAAGAAAAAAAUAAGAGGAAAAUGUUGGGGGAAGGGAUGGCGCACAGAGGCAUAAGAGGGGAGCCUUAAAGAAAUUGGACAACCCCGCGAGACUUUAGUGGGCGUGGACACCGAGGCGAGGGCUUCCUGCUCGGAUGAACACGUGGUUCCGUGUCUGCCUUCCUGCUCGUCUGUCAGUGUGUGUGUGUGAAGGUUUCCAGCCCUUCUCUCACUCCUCUCCCUUUCAUCCUCCCAUACAGCAGACAGCACACCACCUUCUCCUCUCCUUCCUCCGUCCCACUCGCACCUCCUCAUCCUCCCGCUACACUUUCCUCCUCUUUGCGACGGGACUGCCGACAGCCAGGCCGCGGUCACUUCAGCGUGGAUCAGCUCAGAGAGGGAGAACGAGUGUGUGUAUAUAUGUGUGUGUGUGUGUGUGUGUAAGUGUGAGUGAGUGAGUGCGUGUGCGCGCACCCGCCGGCAACCGGUCCAUCCGCGUUAUUCCCUCUCACCCCCCUUCCCGCUAUCCUGCCUCGUUGCUCGGUCAUGACGCUAGAAGCGAUCCGCUACCGGACCGGGUCUCUGCAGAUCCUCAACCAGCUGCUGCUGCCACACCAGACCGUUUACGAUGACAUCCGCUCGGUGCAGGACGCUUACGAGGCCAUCAAGUCCAUGAAGGUGCGCGGGGCUCCGGCCAUCGCCAUCGUUGGCUGUCUCAGCUUGGCCGUGGAGUUGCGGGCAGGCGCCGGAGGUGACGACCCUGUGACCUUCAUCAGGGAGUCUCUGUGUCACCUGACCUCAGCGAGGCCCACCGCCGUCAACAUGGGCCGCGCCGCCCGCGAGCUGAUGGAGUUUGCAGAGAAUGAGAGUAUGGAGAAGAACUCUGAGCAGCUCAGAGAAAGUGUAAUUGCCUGGAUCGAAGACAUGCUGGAGCGUGACGUCAAUGACAACAGGAAGAUCGGUAACUAUGGAGCUCAGCACAUCCUUUCUGGCGUCCCCAGGGACUCGGUGACCAUCCUCACACACUGCAACACCGGCUCGCUGGCCACAGCUGGAUACGGGACGGCGCUGGGCGUGGUGAGAAGCCUCCACGCGCUGGGCAGGCUGAAGCGCGUGUACUGCACAGAGACGAGGCCGUACAACCAGGGGUCCAGACUGACGGCGUACGAGGCUGUAGCGGAGGGAAUCCCUGCCACGCUUAUAACAGACAGCAUGGCAGCUCUCACCAUGAGGGAGAUGGACAUCACAGCUGUGGUGGUGGGUGCAGACAGGGUGGUUGCUAACGGUGACACAGCCAACAAGGUCGGCACGUACCAGCUGGCCAUCGCCGCUAAGCACCAUGGGAUACCUUUCUAUGUGGCGGCACCCAGCACGUCGUGUGACCUGAGUCUGGAGAGCGGAAGGGACAUCAUCAUCGAAGUGCGCCCCCCCGAGGAACUCACUUCUAUAAACGGGGUUCCCAUCGCUGCCCCAGGUAUCGAAGUGUGGAACCCGGCCUUCGACGUGACCCCUCACCAGCUCAUCACAGGGGGCAUCAUCACAGAGCUGGGAGUCUUCCUCCCCUCUGAGCUCCAGGCGGCGCUCACCGGCCGCCUCACUGCCCUCUAGAGCCACUCGGCUCCUCCUGCUGGUCCGUGCGCACCACUGCACGUUUACGUCACACUAAGAGACACUUUCUCAUCAUCACAGACGCCGCACAGUUGUAUUUCUAAUUGAAUUUUGUUCAAUACACAGUCACUGUUGCAUUCAGUGGUGCACACAGGGGAAAAAAAAAUCUUGUUUGUCACUUUUCCACAUACACAGCUACAUAGAGUCUCACUGCAGGGAGUCGAGUAGCCACACACGUGCGGUCUCCCCUUUCUUUUAAAUCCCUGUUCUGUCUUUACCUUUCACCUCCAAAGCUUUCCAUUGCAUCUGUCAUUGUCUCUUUCAGCCUCUCUCUCUUUCCAAAUGGCUUCUGUACCAACAAAAAAAAAAAAAGCUCAGCUGGACUCGAACCCAGAAAUUCAAUUUGGCAAACAAACCUAUAUGCGACCUUACGAAAGUCACAUUGUAACAACUUAAAGAAUAAAACGAAAGCCUAAAUAGCACGACUGGUUCUUUAAUUUGAAACAAGUCGUGGUUUCUAAAAUGCUGCUACCUACUUGUAAAUAUAUAUAUCCUUGCUGGUAGUGUGUACAUAUGUAGAAACUAACCCCCGCUCGUGAAACGCGCCGCUUUUUCAUCCAAAUAAGCGGUUAUGUAAAAAAUACAUUUCGCAUCUAAAAAUGUUAUAUUAACAUUUCAUUUCUUUUGCUCAGUGUAGGAACUUUUUUGUAAUAGACAAAUUCACAUUUUUAGCUCAUAGUCUUAAUAUGGAAGAAUUUUGUGUGUCAAAAUAAUUGAACGAUCGGUCACGCUAGUCAGCUGAAGCCUUUAACGUCACAUGGCUACUUUUAUACCUCACUCCUUAUUUGCGUUUUGCUCUUCCCAGUUAUACUGUAUCAUACCACACAUGUACUCUCAUAAUAGACUUGUAUAAACUGAUCAGCCACAGCAUUAAAACCACUGCAGAAACGGGUCCAGAUCGGUCUCUUUCUGAUGCAUCCCGCGGCCGCUCGAUCAGAUUUAGACCCGGGGAGUUUGGAGGCUGGUCAGCACUUUGGGCUGCCUGUCACCCUUCUCUGUAAGGAAGAAUCAUUAAAAAAAAAUAGGAGUUAAAGGAGUAGUUUGCCUCAAAAUUAAGGUUUAGUUGUUGGCUUGUGUCCACAUCAGUCAAGACUUUAAAAUAAUUUUUCGAUGUCAGCUUUCCUGCUUAGAAACGAAUCUCUCUCCAGAUGGUGCGUUUAACUACAUCAGCCUCAACACACGAAAAGCUGCACAAAAAAGGAUUUUUACUCUCACACUUCCUGCUCUGCGUGACGCAGCAGACGGACACAGCUGACAAGUAGAAGAAAGAGAUAGUUGCUUUGAUUUGACUCCAAGCUAAUGGUUAGGUUGCUCUGUGACCACAGUGUCAUCAUAACAAACCGCUUUGCUAACACAUCCGCCUUGAUGGCUUGUUUUAACAUUGGGUUAAGCAGCCUAAUGAUUAUAUUCCAAACCAUGUGAGUGAAAUCUCCAGUGUUCAGUCCUUUGCUGCGUGUCAUACACCCACAUCUCUGCCUUUAUGUCAAGCUGCUCUUAACUGCCAAAUAAAUACCAAAAUACUCUUUUAAUAUCUCUGUUAUUUUGUGUGUUGUUAGUUUGUUUUGCCACUAAAGUGUGGAAAACAAACCAAUGCAGUUUUAAAGCCCUCCAGUAUUGACACCGUGAUGGCGUUUCAAAGUGUCAGAGACACAAAACUUAGUCUAAAGGUGAAGUCUUAGAUUUCAGACUAACUAGUUGGGCCAUACAAACCUGAGAGACUCACAAAUUUAAUGUGGGGGUGAGCAGGAGCUGACUGUCUCUUUUUGUGGGGGCAUGAACUACUCCUUUAUGAUGGAGGGCAUCUUCUGCGUUAUGUACUUUUACGCCACCACCAAUGAGAAUGUAACAUUUAAGUCGUAUAAAUGUUGUUUUCGUUUGGGGCCGGACGUCAGACACUCAGCCACUUCUUGCCUUUGCGCUCACCUUCGAAUGUGUUUCGACCGCUUGGACUAAACCCUCCUCAUAAACUCCCAGACAUGCUCGCGACUCACCGAAAUCUGUACCGCGAGCGACUGAAAGCAGGUCGAUAUCAAGAAGUACACAAAGGUUUUGUUUUUUUUUCUCAGAAGUUAUUGUUUGACAUUUCUGGCCCCUGAGUUUCUUUUCUCUAUCCUGAUGAAAGAACAGGACUAUAAAGGAAAAAUGAAUUUCAUAAUGGUAGGAAAUGCCAAACUCGUCUAGUGCUGAAACUAUUUGUACAGGAAAAGAAUGAAAAUCGUAACAAUAUAGCAGUUGUUUAAAGGGAACCUAUUAUGCUUUUUUCCAUAUUUUUAUUCUUGGGCUCUAGUAGAGUAGAUUUGAAUGAUUCACAGUUAAAAAUAGUUCUUGUUUAUUUUAUUUAUCCUCCAGUUCAUAUGCCAUCUGAAACAAGCCAUUUUAGCUCCUGUCCAUGGAAGACCUUUAAGAAAUCCCUUUAUGAGCAUCCAGCAUUGUAACAAUAUGUGUGCAUUUAUAACAGAAAAUAAAGCAUUUUCACACAAAAUACUAGUUGAAAUUUUACACCCAAUAUUUGGACCGUCCUUCAAGUUAGUUGCCAACUUACUAACUGAUAAAUCCAGCAUCGUUAGGCAGACUGACUGAUGCAAGCCUGUGUUUGAGGUCUUGUAUCGUGAUUUGAAUGCACUGAAUUUUUGCCACCUGGCCUGCGAGCUUACGGUGCAUUUGUCGUUGCGAGAGGCUUCGUAGAAACAUCCCAGACGUCUCUUAUCUGCGUGCUGACACCUAAUCAUUUACCCAAAGUCACCAGGUCCACACUGUUUGCUGCCUUACAGGUGCAGCCUGAUUGUAGCUUACUGAUGUAAGGCAGUAGUCCCCUCGCUCCGUCCUUCAACAGAGUUCAUAUCGUGUUGCCAGAGUGCUUAAAGGCUGAGGCAGGCAGUAAUAUUUUUUUGUGGUUAUUAGACAAAAAAUCCUUUAAUAACCUUUCAGCAUAUUGUAAUUCAAGUGCUCUCAGAGGAAACCAGACCUCUGAACCAUCUCUUCACUCUGUUUUCAGGCUUUAUUAGAUCUAGCCUACGUCUUUGUUCAAUCACAGGCCUAAUGGCUCCUCUGCAGAUGUGCAGAGGAGUCCUUUGCACAUACUUCAGAUUGUGAAAAGUAGCAGAAAUUCCUGAAGGAAAAUAUGAUUUUCAAAAUUCACAGCUUGCACUGCGUCGCAGUCUGGUUUUUUGUUUUGUGGUUUUCCUUGUAUAUUACCUGAAACUCGGCCAUAGCAAUUGAAUGGUAACAUUUUUGUUUCAUUUAAAAAUACAAAGCCCGAUGGCAUGUUGAAAUCUCAGACUUGCCUGUUGGCGGCGUGUUUUAUGCCUAUUCAAACAUUUUUGCCUCGUGCAGAAAGAACAAAACCUUGUUAAAGACGCCCUAAAAACACAGACAGCGUUUUGAUUUUUAUGCUCCGUGUCAGAAAAUGCUAUCCCACUCCCACACACACAGUGUCACCACUCUUUUGUGAGUGAGUGGAUUUACCUGCACACUCAUAUAAUGGUGAAAUGUGUGCAUAUAAACACACAUGAAACGUGAUUGUACUCCUAUGUGCGUCAGUCAGUUUCAGUGUAAAUGGCCGGAAACUGCGGAGAUGGCUCAGCUGAUGCAGAAAUGAGCGGAAACGCGAUACUGUAAUUACGCAGGGUUAUGACUAACAUCAAGGUUGAAAAGCAGUGCUCUAGACCAGCAUGGUAAUGUGCAUGUAAAUGCAUUUACUGACUCGAUUAGAGAGAUGUCAGAGGUCUGGCCACAGGCACCACCACCUCACACAUUGACUGUCUACUACACAACUUCUCUACUCUACAGGACCACAGGGAGGUUCUGAGAAAACAUCAUUUAAAAAAACAAAACAAAAAGCUUAACAUCAAUAAUUACGACAGUGUCUAUUGUCUAUAUCUUAAAAUAUGCUGUAAUGUAAGCUCAUUUCUUCACUUUCUUCCUCAUCAAUCAUCACCUCGCUCACCCAUCAAACCUCAACUCACAAAGAUGCUGGUAGGUCACACGCAAGUGUUAAAAAAUUUCUUUCGUUUUGUAAAGUCAAAGACUUCAUGCUUUUUUGGGGGGGGGUGGGAUUUUAGACAAUUUUCCUGACAUAUGUAGCAAUUUUAUGGCCCGUUAGAUGCGCCGCCUGUCAUUUCUGUUUAAGAGGUACAAGAUUUUUGUUUGUCUGUAGGUCAUGAUUAUAACUGUUCUGCUGUGGUUUGUUGGUUUAUUUCAUGAUUUCAUUGUGAUUCCUAGUGACUAGGCCAUUAGAGCACCACACUGGGGAGGCCUCCUCAACCAUACGCACUACCUCUCCGUCUGCCUGCACGGACUCGAACACUGAAAUGCAUGAACACAAGCACUUAAUGCGCCAGCCUGCAGCAGAGCAGAUUGACAAGGUUGAUGAAAAGAAAUAUGGGUUACAAUUUUCACUCGUUUGUAUCUUGAACGCUAAGUGACAAUUAAUUUGUGGCGGUGCUUUUAGUUUGCCAAAGUAGCCUAGAUUCAGGCUCGUCUGUUAUUUUAGGUUGCAGUUGAAUUACAAUACCUUGCAGAUGUCUCGAGUUCUCCCUCAUUUCUUUAUAUUUCACUUCUAAUAAGCCACAUUUUCUUGUUGGUUUUUUUUAUUUUAUUUUAAGUGGUCUUGAGUAAUAGUUCUGUAGGCUUUCUAAAGGUCUUUCAAAGUUCUUCUUGGGACAUUGGCUGCUACAUAAAAUAGUAAAAUGGUAUAUUUGCCCCAGCAAUGUGAUUCCCGAAUAGCUGUUAGCCAAAAAUUUUGCACAUCUCAGCAUGGAGUGCUCUGAGUUCUUAAAAAAUUUGAGGAAAGUGGACAAAAGAAGAAAAGGCCGGUCUGUAGAAGUGUCUACAGCAGAAAGUGUUUUUUGUCUUAUAUACUUACAUAUUUGUUACCAUGUUUUCAUAAAUUGGUGCAGUUAUUUCCAAUUUCUUAGCAAGAUGUAAAGAAAUGAGGGGUGACUUUUGCACAGUACUGUAUUUCUGUAUUAUGGAUUAAUGCUUUUUAAGCAGCAGCAAUAUAAUGCCGUAUUUUAAAAAGCGAUAACGCAUCCCUCUCCUUCCAAAAAGGCCAAAACAUGGAUAAUAAUGAGGUGCCAAAAUCCAGCGCCGCCUGUCUCGUACUUUCCAAGUUGAUUCGAUUAAUCAUAGCAGAUGUGUAUGCAUUAUAAAGCGAUUGGUGCAGUCUGCAUUUACCAUGGAAGGAGUGUUGUUCAGAUGGCCUCUUUAAGUGCAAGUAUGUUGUUGUUGUUGUUGUUGUUCUUGAUAAUCACCUGGUCUGGGUUUGAUUUUGUAACAUGUGGAAAGUGUUCUGAACUGGGUUUUUUUUUGUUUUUUGUUUUUUUUAAUAUAUUUACGUAUAUGAAUAUAAUGCUGUAAAGUGCAGUCAUAAAUUAAGAGAUUUCUCUUUCACAUCAAUAAAGGAAAGAAGUAAAACCACAGCAAAAAUGCACAAGUA
Molecule: messenger RNA, 7156 nt
Organism: Haplochromis burtoni (Burton's mouthbrooder)
Lineage: Eukaryota; Metazoa; Chordata; Actinopteri; Cichliformes; Cichlidae
Gene: mri1
Product: methylthioribose-1-phosphate isomerase 1
Exons: 6
Coding region: 598-1659 (353 amino acids)
Molecular function (GO): S-methyl-5-thioribose-1-phosphate isomerase activity
Source: RefSeq, a predicted model, not a curated record